UCACGGUCAUCAUCAUCAUCAUCGUUAUCACCGUCAUCAUCAUCAUCAUCGUCAUCAUUGCCAUUCAUCAUCGGCAUCACGGUCAUCAUCAUCAUCAUCAUCAUUGUAAUCGUCAUCAUCAUUGGCAUCAUGGUCAUCACGGUCAUCAUCAUCAUCAUCGUCAUCAUCAUGGUCGUCAUCAUCACGGGCAUCAUCAUCAUGGUCAUCAUCAUCGCCAUUGCAGUCAUGGUCAUCAUCACAGUCAUCAUCAUCAUCAUCAUCAUCAUUGUCACCAUCAUCAUUGUCAUUGUCGUCAUUGUCAUCGCCAUUGUCAUUGGGGUCAUCAUCACCGUCAUCAUCAUCAUCAUCAUCACUGUCAUCAUCAUCGCCAUUGCCAUCAUGGUCAUCAUGAUCAUCAUGGUCACCAUCAUCAUCAUCAUGGUCAUCAUGGUCAUCAUCAUCACCGUCACCAUCACCAACACCAUCGCCAUUGCCGUCAUGGUCAUCAUCAUCACCGCCAUCGUCAUUAUCAUCGUGGUCAUCAUCAUCAUCGUCAUCACCAUCAUCAUUAUCAUGCCAUCGUCAUCCCCACCACGUCCAUCAUUGUCCCCCCCCUUGUCCCCACCCUCCUCCCCAUCUUCAUCAUUGGUCAUUGGGGACCCAAUGGUCAUGGUGGCAUCAAGGGUCCUGGUGGCAUCAAGGGUCAUGGUGGCAUCAGGGGUCCUCCUGGUGGCAUCAAGGGUCCUGGUGGUGGCAUCAAGGGUCAUUGGGGACCCAGUGGUUGUGGUGGCUUCAAGGGUCCUCAUGGUGGCAUCAGGGGUCCUGGUGGUGGCAUCAAGGGUCAUGGGGGACCCAAUGGUUGUGGUGGCAUCAAGGGUCCUGGUGGUGACAUCAAGAGUCACUGGGGACCCAAUGGUUGUGGUGGCAUCAAGGGUCCUCAUGGUGGCUUCAAGGGUCCUUGUGGUGGCAUCAAGGGUCAUUGGGGACCCAAUGGUUGUGGUGGCAUCAAGGGUCAUGGUGGUGGCAUCAAGUGUCCUGGUGGUGGCAUCAAGAGUCAUUGGGGACCCAAUGGUCGGGGGGGCUUGUGUCCUGGUGGUGGCAUCAAGAGUCAUUGGGGACCCAAUGGUCGUGGUGGCUUCACAAGUUCUGGUGGCACCAAGGGUCAUGGUGACAUCAAGGGUCCUGGUGGUGGCAUCAACGGUCAUGGUGGCCCCAAUGGUCGUGGUGGCAUCAGAGGUCCUGGUGGCACCAAGGGUCAUUGGGGACUCAGUGGCCACGGUGGCUUCACAAGUCCUGGUGGCCCCAAUGGCCGUGGUGACAUCAGAGGUCCCAGUGGUGGCAUCAGUGGCCGUGGUGGCUUCAAGUGUCAUUGGGGACCCAAAGGUCCUGGUGUCCCCAACCGUCAUGGUGGCCUCGAGGGUCCUGGUGUCCCCAAUGCCCAGG
This is a messenger RNA of Tinamus guttatus (white-throated tinamou), 1422 nucleotides long. NCBI's taxonomy places the organism in Eukaryota, Metazoa, Chordata, Aves, Tinamiformes, Tinamidae. The record is from RefSeq and is a predicted model, not a curated record.